Chenopodium quinoa (quinoa) is the source of this 387-nucleotide messenger RNA. RefSeq names its product kininogen-1-like. The record is from RefSeq and is a predicted model, not a curated record. The transcript has a single exon. The coding region runs from base 1 to 387 and encodes 128 amino acids. Lineage: Eukaryota; Viridiplantae; Streptophyta; Magnoliopsida; Caryophyllales; Amaranthaceae.
AUGAAAAAUCAUGGAUCACGCCCAACUGGCUCUGGCUCUACUCCAUUCCCUGAAGCGAAUGCGACAUCCCAUAGUGGGAAAGAGCAAAAGGCUAGAGAUCACACCAGCAGUCGUGGUCGAGGUCAUGGUCACGGCCGCGGACGUGGACAUGAUCGUGGUCGAGGUGGCCAUUUUAGGAACUCAUACUCUCACCAGAAGUGGGACAAUAAAGAUGGAAAUAAGAAUGAGAAGGAUAAAAAUGAAAAUAUAUGCUACCGGUGGAGGAAAAGGCCAUUGGUCUCGUGUGUGUCGCAAACCAAAACAUCUAGUAGACCUCUAUCAACAAUCAAUCAAACAGAAAGGAAAGAAAGUGGAAACAAAUUUGGUGUACGAGGAUGGCGAAGGUGA